Messenger RNA from Thyridium curvatum, 471 nucleotides. RefSeq lists its product as uncharacterized. The record is from RefSeq and is a predicted model, not a curated record. NCBI's taxonomy places the organism in Eukaryota, Fungi, Ascomycota, Sordariomycetes, Thyridiales, Thyridiaceae. The transcript has 2 exons. Bases 1 to 471 code for a protein of 156 amino acids.
AUGUCCGAGCAGGAGCUAACCCUUGGUGAGCAUUGCGUUCUUUCUCAAGUAUUGUUCCCAGUUCUUUUGGAUGCCGAGUUGACUGUAAUACAAGGCGCCGUCGUCGAGCUUACGCAGACGGACAACGGGCAGUACACGGCUACGCAGAAGCAACUCGCCCAAGGUACCCCGCCCAGCCAAGUCGAGGGACAGCCGUCUUCCAGCAGAGCGGUUAACCGCGACGGCCAGGUCACCGGCUACGUCGACCUCGCCAGCCUCGAGCUUGGCGUCAAUGUGUACGUCGCCGGCAUCAGCCUGGGCAACCUGUAUGGCCAGCUCCAGGAUGGCGUUGGGGUCAAGGUGGACCUGCUCGUUGUCAAGGGCGAGAUCAAGUUCUACCUUAAGAACGGCAAUGAACUUUGGACUUAUUUAGAUAUAAGCAUCAGUUUUGAUGGCUCGUACAACGGUGACUACAAGAUUGUAAGCCUCUAG